Molecule: messenger RNA, 1170 nt
Organism: Blumeria graminis f. sp. triticale
Lineage: Eukaryota; Fungi; Ascomycota; Leotiomycetes; Helotiales; Erysiphaceae
Source: the annotation of a GenBank genome assembly
AUGGCGCUCGGAAGUUUUUUUCACAACAAAAUUGAGAGCAUGAAGCUCGAGAUUAUCAGGGGACAAGCUGUCUUGAGAAGGUUAGAAGCUCAGCGAAACGACUAUAACUCCAGAGUGCGUCUUUUGAGAGAGGAAUUAGGCUUGUUACAGCAGCCAGGCUCGUAUGUCGGAGAAGUUGUGAAAGUUAUGGGAACCAAGAAGGUGUUGGUCAAAGUGCAUCCAGAAGGCAAAUAUGUUGUUGAUAUCUCCGAAAACGUCGAUGUCACAAAGCUCACAGUAGGGAAGCGAGUUACGCUCCUUUCAGAUUCUUAUAAACUUGAAAAAAUGCUUCCCUCUUCGGUUGAUCCACUAGUCUCUCUCAUGAUGGUAGAAAAGGUUCCUGAUAGCACCUAUGAUAUGAUUGGAGGCCUAGAUCAGCAGAUUAAAGAGAUUAAAGAAGUAAUAGAACUAGGACUAAAGCAUCCUGAACUUUUUGAAUCUCUUGGAAUUGCACAGCCUAAAGGUGUCCUACUCUAUGGACCUCCUGGAACUGGAAAAACUCUCCUUGCGCGAGCGGUUGCGCACCAUACAGCAUGUAAAUUUAUCAGGGUAUCUGGCUCAGAAUUAGUGCAAAAGUACAUAGGCGAAGGGUCUAGAAUGGUAAGAGAGUUGUUCGUGAUGGCCAGAGAACACGCACCAUCAAUAAUUUUCAUGGAUGAAAUUGAUUCCAUCGGUUCAUCACGUCUCGAGGGCUCAUCUGGUGGCGAUUCUGAGGUUCAAAGAACUAUGUUAGAGUUGUUAAAUCAACUGGACGGUUUUGAGCCUACUAAGAACAUAAAAGUAAUUAUGGCAACAAACCGUCUCGAUAUUUUGGAUCCAGCUCUUCUCAGACCAGGAAGAAUUGACCGAAAAAUCGAGUUCCCACCACCUUCUGUCGAAGCCCGGGCGGAUAUCCUUCGGAUACAUAGCAGGAGUAUGAACCUAACUCGUGGUAUCAAUCUUACAAAAGUUGCAGAAAAAAUGAAUGGAUGUUCUGGUGCCGAGUUAAAAGGAGUUUGUACCGAAGCUGGAAUGUACGCGUUAAGGGAGCGGCGAGUUCAUGUCACGCAAGAGGAUUUUGAUUUAGCUACAGCAAAGGUAUUAAAUAAACAUGACGACAAGGAGGUCAGCUUAGGAAAAUUAUGGAAGUAA